This is a messenger RNA of Ilex paraguariensis (yerba mate), 333 nucleotides long. The record is from the annotation of a GenBank genome assembly. NCBI's taxonomy places the organism in Eukaryota, Viridiplantae, Streptophyta, Magnoliopsida, Aquifoliales, Aquifoliaceae.
AUGGGUCUUACUGGUAAGUUGGUUGGCCAAACGGAGAUCAAGUCCGAUGGAGAUGUGUUCCAUGAGGGGAAAAAGAAAGUUGCAAAGGAGAUAAUCGAAGCCAUUGAUGAAGAAAAGAAGCUAGUCACAUUCAAGGUUACUGAAGGAGAUCUCAUGGAGCUUUAUAAGACAUUCAUCACAACUGUUCAUGUUGAUACGAAGGGUGAAAGCAACAUGAUGACAUGGACUUUCAAGUAUGAGAAGUUGAAUGAAAACGUCGAAGAUCCCAAUACAUUGAUGGACAUGUGUAUUAAUACGACCAAAGACAUUGAAACUCACCAUCUCCAACAAUAG